AUGUCCUCAGAGGUUAGAACUACGAUCGCAUCAGCCGACAAUUACUCCAGACCAGAUACCACUUCUUCUUCUGCUGAUGAAGGUUUGGGACCUCAGAAAGAUUCUGCAAGAUUUCAAAGAGGUAGGGAUGGAUAUGAUACCAGUAACGUCAACUCUAGCCAUGGAGGUGCCCAAAACACUUCCGCUGCAAGUGCAGAUUCAGGAACGAUCCAAAAUUCUGCGACAGUGACAAAAGGUGGAUCAGGGUACGAGAUGACUGACCCUGCUCCUCCCCCUAGCGACGGAGGAAUUCAGAACCGCAUCAACGGCCGAGCGCCCAAUUCUGUCGAUCGUGGGAUCACAUUCGCAGCAGGUUCCAGAAGCCAUUCUAGAGUUAUGUCUGAUCCGAAGCCUGAUACAGACUCUAACAGGAAGGACUUGUACUGA
Molecule: messenger RNA, 426 nt
Organism: Kwoniella mangroviensis CBS 8507
Lineage: Eukaryota; Fungi; Basidiomycota; Tremellomycetes; Tremellales; Cryptococcaceae
Exons: 1
Coding region: 1-426 (141 amino acids)
Source: RefSeq, a predicted model, not a curated record